UGGGUUGGCUUAUAAUAAGAGCAGCAUAGGAAGCCAGAGGCAGGAGAGCAAAGGCAAGACAGAGGCAGCUGAGAACAGUUCUUGCACCUGUGGAAUGGGGACCAGAUAUAUUUACUUUUUCUUCCUUUAAGAAGCAACUGAUUCUGGAAUCUGAAGUUAAUUUCCAUUUCCAAGAGGCAACUGAAGGACAUUCGGGAGAGGCAGAUUCUUCUAGCUUGGCUAGUUGCUAUGGCCAGACCACAAAUGAUGGCUCCCAUUUGUCUGGUGGAGAACCACAGGGAUCAGCUGUCAGUGAACCAAACAGCCAUCGAGAUUCUGAACAACAUUUCCCAGCCAGUGGUAGUUGUGGCGAUUGUUGGAUUGUACCGUACCUAUAAGUCCUACCUGAUGAACCAUCUGGCAGGACAGAAUCACGGCUUCCCUCUGGGCUCCACUGUGCAGUCUGAAACCAAGGGCAUCUGGAUGUGGUGUGUGCCCCCAUCCAAGCAAGCCAAAACCACACCCCUGGUCCUCCCGGACACUGAGGGCUGGGUGAUGUGGAAAAGAUUCUUCUAACUUGGCAAGUUGCUAUGGCCAGACCACAAAUGAUGGCUCCUAUUUGUCUGGUGGAGAACCACAAGGAUCAGCUGUCUGUGAACCAAACAGCCAUAGAUAUUCUGAACAACAUUUCCCAGCCAGUGA
Molecule: messenger RNA, 681 nt
Organism: Arvicola amphibius (Eurasian water vole)
Lineage: Eukaryota; Metazoa; Chordata; Mammalia; Rodentia; Cricetidae
Product: guanylate-binding protein 6-like
Exons: 4
Coding region: 229-555 (108 amino acids)
Biological process (GO): defense response to Gram-positive bacterium; defense response to protozoan
Molecular function (GO): GTPase activity; GTP binding
Source: RefSeq, a predicted model, not a curated record